Messenger RNA from Drosophila busckii, 1127 nucleotides. RefSeq lists its product as uncharacterized. Gene Ontology annotation, biological process: cobalamin metabolic process. NCBI's taxonomy places the organism in Eukaryota, Metazoa, Arthropoda, Insecta, Diptera, Drosophilidae. The record is from RefSeq and is a predicted model, not a curated record. Bases 182 to 910 code for a protein of 242 amino acids. The transcript is spliced from 2 exons.
CGAGUAACCUUUUGUUUUUAAUUGUAUUAACAAGCUUGAAAUAAGCACAAAAUUAUUUUUUUAGUCACAGAUUAAUGUAUUAUUACGUUUUCUUCGUAUAGCCCAAUAGUAAGAUUCGCAAGAUACCAACCCAAACAGACAAAAAACAAGAAAAAGAAUACUAAGGCGUACUAAGUAAAAAAUGCAAACAUUGCGAAAACUUUCACGCUGCAUGCGGGAGCAGCGCCUAAUAAAGCAUCAAAAAUUGUUAUUGACACAGCCAUAUCGCCUCACCAGUUGGAGUCGUUUGUCCAAAUCCAUAUUGGCUGACGUAGAUGAGCAGGAGGAGCUGGAGCACGAGGAGGAGCAUCUACGCUAUGCUGGCUAUCCCAUAUUGGGCAAUCGCUUUGCCAAUUUAUUCUACAUGCCACAGAGUGUGGGUCCUGCCUAUCAGGAUCUGGUAACGACAACAGAUCAAUUUGAUUUGUGCAAAUACCACGAGUCAAUCGAUUGGAAGCGCAUUAAGCCCAUCAAUGCGCAGGUGGUGCGCUGCCCCAAGCUGCUGUUGCCCGAUCUGAAAGAGAUCUUCGACAUACCCUGCCAUAAGUUCAAGGAGCCCAGCAAGUUCAGCAUAUUCAAUCUAUACUUUGACACUGAAUUGAAUAGCGCCAUCAAAUCGUUUGUCUUGAUUGCCUCACGAUAUUCCAUGGAGUUCAUGCAAGAUGGCUAUUGGGCGGAUUUUGUUAACCCAUUUACGGGGCGUGCCUACUUCAGGCCCGCUGCUGAUCGCAAACUGAUUAAUGAGUCUCGCUUGCUUGGCCACAACAUGAUCUUCAAGAGCAACAACGGUUGCACCAGUAUCGAAGAGGCCAGGAAAUGCAAAUUCGCCGGCGCCAUAUUCACCGAUGUGCCCAUUAGUUUUUUUGAAUAGCCUAACGACAAGCGACAGCUGCAAACUGCACUAAAUUCAAAUCCAAACACACUUCACAAAUCCCCCAAAUCCAAACCCUCUAUAUAUAUAAAUGCUUAUAUGGCUAUACAUAUAGACAGCCAGCUGUUACUGUAUAUAUGUCCAGCCCACAGUAUUGAAUGUAAUUAUUUGUACAUAUGUAUGUAUUACUCAAGUUAAUUAAGCAUUAAAACAAUAC